AUGGAGAAAGCAGAGACGACAAAGAAAGCAGAGGCGACAAAGAAAGCAGAGGCGACAAAAGAAAGCAGAGGCGACAAAAGAAAGCAGAGGCGACAAAAGAAACCAAAGGACACAAAGAAAGCAGAGGCGACAAAAGAAAGCAGAGGCGACAAAAGAAAGCAGAGGCGACAAAAGAAACCAAAGGACACAAAGAAAGCAGAGGCGACAAAAGAAAGCAGAGGCGACAAAAGAAAGCAGAGGCGACAAAAGAAACCAAAGGACACAAAGAAAGCAGAGGCGACAAAAGAAAGCAGAGGCGACAAAAGAAAGCAGAGGCGACAAAAGAAACCAAAGGACACAAAGAAAGCAGAGGCGACAAAAGAAAGCAGAGGCGACAAAAGAAAGCAGAGGCGACAAAAGAAAGCAGGCGACAAAAGAAAGCAGAAACGACAAAGAAAGCAGAGGCGAUAA
Messenger RNA from Procambarus clarkii (red swamp crayfish), 450 nucleotides. The record is from RefSeq and is a predicted model, not a curated record. Lineage: Eukaryota; Metazoa; Arthropoda; Malacostraca; Decapoda; Cambaridae.